Molecule: messenger RNA, 6833 nt
Organism: Astyanax mexicanus (Mexican tetra)
Lineage: Eukaryota; Metazoa; Chordata; Actinopteri; Characiformes; Acestrorhamphidae
Product: heat shock 70 kDa protein 12A-like
Exons: 13
Coding region: 4421-6625 (734 amino acids)
Source: RefSeq, a predicted model, not a curated record
UUUCUACACUACAUGCUCUAGAUUCUGACUUCUUUCACCUCUCUGAAGGAUGGCACAUCAACAAACCAAUCAACCAAACCUCUACUCAGACAGAUUAGAGAUCGAGGAACUUCUUGAAGCAUUUAGGUGCCAGAAAGAAAUCCUCAAAUCUGAAAUGAACAAAUUAAGGGCAGAACUUCAGCGCAGCCAUGAAUUACAAAUCUCCAUGAAGAGACUCAGAGAAGAGAAUGAAAUCCUUAAAUAUGAAAAUUACGAAUUAAGGUAAGAACAUUUAUAGUUAAUCAUGUUGUAAGAAUAAAUCCAAGUUUUAGCAAGUUUUAGUUAAUAGCUGUGAAGUGUCACAUGGUUCUAUGUUGUUACCUUUAUUAUUUCCAUUGUACAUGCGCCCACUGAGAAAUCAUAUUUAAAAUGUGAUGUUUCUUUUCAUUUUAAUGCUGAUGGCAUCAUAAAAAUAUAUAUACUAUACUCAGAUCAAGUCAAAUCAAAUUUUUUGUAUAGCGCUUUUUACAACUGAUGUCACAAAGCAGCUUUACAGAAAUCUGAUCACAGGACAGAAACACUGAACAAUACAGAAGCUCCAGUGAGUGCCGAGGCAAGGAAGAAACCUCACAUAUAAGGGGGGACCAUCCUACCACUGGUCAGGCAACUUAUAAAUGAAUGUUAAAAAGUCUUUAUAAUAUAAAUCAAUCAGGUGUAUAGCAAAACUAGCAAUGAAAACAGUUAGAGUUCAUGUGAACUUGGAUGUAAUCUGUUGUGGAGAGUGAGUAACUAACUUGAAGCAUGUUGCAAAAACUGUGUGGUAGAGAAGGGCUGACUUCUAGAAACUUCCAUCAGUCUGUGACAGACGAGCCUGAAGGUCCAACAUCCAUCGGUAUCGGCUCCAACAGGUGGGCAGUCAGUAACUCGGAAAAAAGCAGAGAGAUAGAAUAGUUUUGGCUGUAUUUGAAGAUACCAUAGCCACGGAGGCUCCCUGAAACACAGGCAUCCACCCACUCCACCGUCCACAAACCUGAGUGACCGUGUGCAGUGGGCGAACAACAGCACCAGCAUCUCAGUUUACCACAAUUCCCUCAGUCCAUGAACCCCUGGAUCUGCAGCCUUAUCUAAAGGGAAAAACAUUAAUUACCAAAAGCUAAACUAAACAAGUAAGUUUUCAGUCUAGACUUAAAGAUUGAGACUGUGUCUGAGUCCCGAACAUAUUCGGGGAGAUUAUUCCAGAGUUGAGGCGCUUUAUAAGAGAAAGCUCUUCCUCCUGCAGAGCUCCUCUGAAUUUUAGGAACUACUAAGAAACCAGCACCCUGAGAUCUAAGUAAUCGCGGUGGUUCAUAAUAGGAGAUGAGGUCUCGUAAAUACUCAGGAGCGAGCCCGUGUAGGGCUUUAUACGUUAACAGGAGAAUUUUAUAGUCUAUGAGGAAUUUGACUGGAAGCCAGUGCAGUGCUGAUAGUACUGGACUAAUAUGCUCAAAUUUUCUAAUUUUUGUAAGGAGUUUAUUUAGGCUACUGCAGGAAUAUCCUGACAGUAGUGCAUUACAAUAGUCUAGCCUUGAGGUAAACAGAUUUUUCUGCGUCAUGCAGAGAUAAGGCAAUUCUUAAGCCCAAUUUACACUUCUGCAUCAAACCUACGCCGUAGCCUAUCGUAUGUGUCCGCUGGCGCUUAAAACCCUGACGCAUUCUAUUCAAUUCAAUGCAGAGAGUUGUUGCAUGCUGGGGUGGAUCCUGAGUUGUGUUGUGUUAAGAACAGCUCCGCCCUCUAGCGAAAAAGUUCAGCAGAGCUCAACUUUAUUCAAAUGAAUCCGGAGGCCGUGCUGCGUCCAGCCAAUCAGGGAACAGCAGCCUGCACUUCACAUACAGACAAGCCUCACACACACAGGACAGCUGCCUUUUAACCACAAAAGAGAAGCUGUAAAUGGUGGAAUAUGGAUUUACAGAGAUAUAGAAUACAGUGAGGUUUACUAAAAAUGUAAAUUUUAAACUUAUUUUUGUUUACGUCUUUUACUUCAUUUGAAUUAAAAAAAUGUCACGGACACGCCCACACCAGGUGAGCCAAGAGAUCGGGCACAGCGACAUGCAUCGCAGAAAAGUGCCAGUGAUUUUACAGAUGUGUGUUUGACUUGGAGUUCCAUUGUGUCCCCUUUAUUUUUUUGAGCAGUGUAUAUAAGACAUUCUGUUACCAACAGCAGGAUAAGCAGAAGUGUGAUAAUGAUUAAGUUUAGGAGGGAGUGAGUGAACAUUACAGGGCAGAGAUACAGGAGCAAUAGGGGAGUGUAAAUAAAAGAGGGUUAGGAGAAAGAUUUCUAUAGCACUUUAUUUUAUGAUCACUAAAUAGUAUCUAAUAGGUAAAUAGUCAGUAUGUACUACAAUAGUAAUUGUAUGAACAUAAGAACAACAUUUUUAAUGGGAUAAAAAUAAGGAAAUUGCCCUUUAGUGGGAGAGGGGUCCUUUGUAAAGUUAGUUUACUUAGGUUAAGACUUAUAAGUGGCUAAUAAAUUUCCAAUUAACUGACAACAAAAUAAUAUAUUGUAGCACUGAGGUAGGGUGUAUCUGAAUUAGCAAAAAAUGGGUACAUGUUAUUUCUUUGUAUUUUAAAGUUAACUGUAAUUAAUGUUAAUGUUAUUUAAGUGUCUUUACCUGACAUUUUGUUUGGCUGCUGGUAUAGGCAAGCAGAUAACAGGUGUGGGUGCUGUAACUGAGAGGCACGGUAAAUGUUCAAUUCAAUUAGUUAUGACACUAUGUGUCUCUCACAUCUAUGCCCACCACAACACUAUUCCAGUCUUCUUGUCUAAAUCAGUUUUUCAGUCACCUCUCAACUAUUUUGUAAAUAGAAGACCACAGAGAAAACCCUCAGCACCCGGUGAUGUUUAUAAAUCACAGAUUCCAUUGCGUGCAAGAGAUAUGCAACACAGUGCUAAACCUGACUGCUUUGAUAUGCUUAUAAUUGCUAUGCCCUGAACAAGUAUUUAAUAAACACUAGUUAAAUCAGUUGAACAAGUGUGCCUGCUGGUAUUUCUUUUAGAACUGUGCUUCACUACAUUAAAAGAACUCUAAAAAGGCUUGUGCAAUCCAUAAAUAAUUAACAAGUGCAAAUUUUUAUACAAUUUCACAGAGAGCAACUUCAGAAAACCCAACAUGAAUUUCAUAACUUCAGAAAAGGGUAUGGCAUGGAUCACCACAUGUGGAUAUAUAAAAAUAACUUAAUUUGGGGAGAUUGAUCUACGCUCUUUACUCUUCCCACUCACCCUAUAUAAAUCCUCACUUCCUUUCUACCUAGGUGUCGAACGUGUCCCACGUGCGCUUUGCUUCACUGGGACAAGUUGAACUGUGUCAUUCCUCUUUUUUCCUAGACCCCUCACACUUUCCGCUUACUGGAGUGGCUGGCAGUGCUUUAAACACUUGACCUCAUUUAUUUCCUACCUUUUUCUUCCUUGGACCUCCAACUGCCUUUGUCACCGUUGCCAGGAUUAAUUUCUGCCUACAAUUUCGUCUCAAACUGCUACUCGGAUCUCCUCACCCUUUUCCAACCACCACCAAAUUCUCUAAUUAUCAGAGGCAUUAAAAAGCUCUCCCAAUUUGCGGCAGUUUGAGCAUUCUGCAAUACUCAAACCCAUGUUUCUCCUUGCUUUCUCCAGUUUCCUCCAUAACCUGGAAUUCACCACCUUUUCUACCUCCCAUUAACCUGCUUUUCACCCUUGUCUGGCAGAUCUUACCAUCCUAGACAAAACAACACUACGUUAGCUAUAGCUGCACAUUAUCUCUCUGUACUGUUGUUUUUGUCCUGUUAUUUGUUUGUACUGUCCGGGUCAACCUGAGGGGUAUGGAUUCCUAUGACUUGGUUCCUCCAAAAGUUUCUUCUUUCUUCCUCUUAGUAUGAUGAAAUUUUUUCUCGCCACUGUUGGCAUGAGUGUGGUGCUUGCUAAUAAGAGGCUUGGGCCUGUUUCUUUGUAAAGCUGCCUUGUGACAACAUUGUUGUUAAAAGUGCUAGAUAAAUUGAAUUCAAAAUUGAACUGAACACUAACCUUCAAGAUUAAAUGCAGCAAAACUCACCAGCUCGAUACCUCAGCUUUAUCUUCCUUUUUAACUUUCCUCUCCUUUCAGUCCCUAUGAUGAAUGUCUUGCUUCUUUUAACAUUUACACUUUUUUCCAUUGCAGUUUAAGGGCAUGGGAAAUACUAGCAAAGUGGAGUUAUAAUAAUUUUGGGAGACUGAUCCAAGCCCUUUACUCUUCCCACUUGUCCUAUAUAAACCCUCCAUUCCUCUCUACCUGCGUGUCAAAAAACUGUGCACCCACUUCCUCCCCAUCUUCCCCCUUAUUUAUUUUUCUUUUCUUCUCUUCCUGUAUCUCUUCUCAUGGGGGGCUUCAGCUUCACGCUUUCAAGCGAAGCUGCCCUGAACUGAGUUUGCCAUGUAUUUUUACUCUUCUAAGAAUGGGGAAAGAAGUGGACCUUACUUUAGGAAGCAGUGGAGUUUUAUCUGAAGACUUCACAAACCCCUACAAAGAAUCUGAACUGAAGAUCAUGUACGAGAAAUUAAGAAUAAACGAGUGGGCAAACCUUGUGCCAAAAUUAAGGAAAGGAGGCUCAGGAAUGUCUGCAAAAGAUCUCAGGAUUAAGGCGGAGCAAGUGAUCAGGGAUGGUUUACGACAAUCACAAGAGGAUACACAGAAAGUCAUAAAAACUACAGAGGCCCUCGCUCUAGGCAGCCAAGAACGUUCCAGUAAAACUAAGACAGCACAGUACUUUGAAUCAGCUAUUCAGAAUCUUCAAUUGGCAGUCUAUCAUGAAAAGGUGGGGAUCUACAACACUCAGAAGUUGCAGGAUAUUCCUGAGGUUUUGCGCCCAAUGUUUGAAGAUUGCUACAAGAUUGGCUGUUUGAUGGCUUUGCAUAAUCCGCCUGUCCUGCUCAACUUUGACAAUAGCGGACAAGGACCCUUCCCACCCAUUAAGACUGAAUGUUCCUCUACUGAUGAAGAAAUGGCCGACCACAGAGUUUUCAUUGCUGUAGAUUUGGGAAUGGAUUUCUCAGGAUACUGCUUUAAGAUUGCAGAAUCAGAACAGAUUCAGCAGCCUAAGUGGGGUAAAGAGUUUGGUUUUAACACCCCCAAAACUCCUACCUGUAUUUUGUUUGAUGGAGAUCAAAAGUUCUUCAAGUUCGGUUAUGAUGCUAUAAUGACCAAGAAAGACGAGGCAAAGCAGCUCUACCUCUUUGACAACUUCAAAAUGGAGCUGCACAAAAAUAAACUGCACAGAGACGUUAUGCUUACUUCCAAAAAUGGGAAAAAAAUGAGAGCUAUGACAGUGUUCUCUGAGAGCCUGAGGUUUAUGAAAGAUCACGCUCUGGAGACGAUUGGAAAACACACUGCUGGAGUGAAGUACUCAGCUUCUGAUGCUACGUGGAUUUUGACGGUUCCAGCCAUUUGGAGCGCUGCAGCUAAACAGUUCAUGAGAGAAGCAGCUACAGAGGCGGGUCUGGUGACGGAGUCUGAGCCUGACAGACUGAUCAUAGCUCUGGAACAUGAGGCUGCAUCUGUGUGGUGUAAACAGUUGACACACAAACAGUUUAUGGAGGAAGAUCUUACAGAAGCAGAGGCAAUAAUGAAAGUUCCAGGAACUCAGUACAUGGUGGCGGACUGUGGAGGUGUGAACAUCAACAUUACUGUGCAUGAGGUGAUGGAGGGGGGUCAUCUAAAGGAGUUGAACUGGGCAACAAAAACAUUUGUGGAUCCUAAGCCAAUAGACAAACACUUCAAGGAGUGCCUCAGAGAGACAUUUUAUGAGAAAAUGUGUGAUGCGUUGGAAGAAAAACAUCCCAGUGAUCUGCAGAAGUUAAUGUAUGACUAUAAUGGAGAUUUUAAAUUUCUGUCUAAUUUAGAACAGCUAGUCAGGAAAGUUGAAGAGAAAGGAGCCAGCAGUAGGGGAAGUCCUGAAACACAACGCAGAAUCCUUCAGAUAGGAGAUAAGCUAAAAUUACUACAUGACAACAGGAUCAGAAGCAUAGAAAGCCUGAUUAGAGAAAUAUUGACAGGCCGCAAAAUCAGCUACAUGUUUUUAGUUGGAGGCUUUGCUCUGAGUCCGUACGUGUACAGCUUUGUGAAAGAGAAGUUUGAGGGGAGGUGUAAGGUGCUCUGUCCUGCUGAUGCUCAGAUGGCUGUUCUGAAUGGAGCCGUUACAUUUGGGAUGAGGCAGAAUGUGGUGGAAUCACGGAUCAGUCGUUACACUUAUGGAAUUAAAAUUGUGGAGGAGUUUGAUCAGACCAGACACAGGGGUAAGCGCAAAUAUGUGACAAAGGAAGGAAAGGCGUACUGUAAUGAUUGCUUUCACUGUUUUGUAAAGAAGAAUGAAUCUGUCAGUUUUGAUGAAGUCAGUGAGUUCGACUUUAAUCCAGUUGAGAGAGACCAAAAACAUGUGCAGUUUGAUUUGUACUACACUGAGAGCAAAUCUGCUAGGUUUGUAGAUGAGCCAGGCAUGGUAAAGAUUGGGUCUUUAGCAGUCUCAAUGCCAGGGAUCAAAUCAGGCAGUCCUCGAACACUAAAACUUCAGGUGAAGGUUGGUUGCCCUGAGAUGCAGGUGACUUUCAUUGAUGUUAAUACUGGUGAGAUCGGUUCAGUCAAACUGGCCCUCAUGUCCAAAUAAUUACUCUGAUCCAGAAAUGUGCAGCUUUUGCUUUACACAUUGUACUAUGGAUGCACUUCAGAUUAUUUCUAAAAAUCAAAUCUAGCUGAGCAUUAGUUUAUCAUUGUUAAUGAUAAAUCUGACAACAGAACAUUGUAUGUAGGAACGUAAAUGUUUAAGUAAGGAAUGUGUAUUAAAGCAUUGUAAUUGUUUUCUUGAGAAAUGGACC